Messenger RNA from Octodon degus (degu), 5293 nucleotides. RefSeq names its product transient receptor potential cation channel subfamily M member 2 (gene Trpm2). Lineage: Eukaryota; Metazoa; Chordata; Mammalia; Rodentia; Octodontidae. Gene Ontology annotation, molecular function: ligand-gated calcium channel activity. Gene Ontology annotation, biological process: calcium ion transmembrane transport. Gene Ontology annotation, cellular component: membrane. The transcript has 33 exons. Bases 190 to 4689 code for a protein of 1499 amino acids. The record is from RefSeq and is a predicted model, not a curated record.
UUCGUUGCCAAGAGCAAGGGCGGCCAGGGGCCAGGGCGGUGGUGCGGCUGUGGCGUGGGGACGCACGGCCAGGCCUCAGCGCAGCAGCCCCUCCCCCCAUGGUGUCUCCACAACCCCUGGGCUUGUGAGCUGGAGAAAAGCUGGCCCUGAAGGAGGUGGACAAGUGGCAGAAGAAGGAGCUGUGACAGGAUGGAGCCCUCGGCCCACAGGAAAGCUGGCUCUGAGCAGGAGGAUGGCUUUGGGGUACAGCCUAGGAGGGUGACCGAUCUGAGCAUGGUCCCCAACCUCCGGCGGAGCAACAGCAGCCUGUGCAAGAGCAGGAGGCUGCAGUGCCCCUUUGGCAGCAGUGAGAAGCAAGAGCAUCUGAGUUCAUGGAUUCCUGAGAACAUCAGGAAGAAAGAAUGUGUGUAUUUUGUGGAAAGUUCCAAGUUAUCUGAUGCUGGGAAGGUGGUGUGUGAGUGUGGCUACACCCGUGAGCAGCACCUGGAGGAGGCCACCAAGCCUCAUGCCUUCCAGGGCAAGGAGUGGGACCCAAAGAAGCAUGUCCAGGAGAUGCCAACGGAUGCCUUCGGCGACAUCGUCUUUUCGGGCCUUGGCCAAAAAGUGGGAAAGUAUGUCCGAGUGUCCCAGGACACACCUUCCAGCAUGAUCUAUCAUCUCAUGACCCAGCACUGGGGCCUGGAUGUCCCCAACCUCCUCAUCUCAGUGACUGGUGGGGCUAAGAACUUCAACAUGAAGCUGAGGCUCAAAAGCAUCUUCCGAAGAGGUCUGGUCAAGGUGGCCCAGACCACAGGGGCCUGGAUCAUCACCGGGGGCUCCCACGCUGGCGUGAUGAAGCAGGUGGGGGAGGCAGUGCGUGACUUCAGCCUGAGCAGCAGCUACAAGGAUGGAGAGGUCAUCACCAUUGGCGUGGCCACGUGGGGCACCAUCCACAACCGGGAGGGGCUGGUACACCCUAAGGGUGGCUUCCCCGCUGAGUACGUCCUGGAUGAGGAAGGCCAAGGGAAUCUGACCUGCCUGGACAGUAACCACUCCCACUUCAUCCUGGUGGACGAUGGGACGCAUGGCCAGUAUGGCGUGGAGAUUCCUCUGCGAACUCAGCUGGAGAAGUUCAUAUCUGAACAGACAAAGGAAAGAGGAGGUGUGGCCAUCAAGAUUCCCAUUGUCUGUGUGGUGCUGGAGGGUGGCCCUGGUACACUGCACACCAUCUACAAUGCCGUCACCCAUGGCACGCCCUGCGUCAUCGUGGAGGGCUCAGGCCGUGUGGCUGAUGUCAUCGCGCAGGUGGCCAGCCUGCCAGUUUCUGACAUCACCAUUGGCCUGAUCCAGCAGAAGCUCAGCGAGCUAUUCCAGGAGCUGUUUGAGAACUUCACUGAGAGCAGGAUUGUGGAGUGGACCAAAAAGAUCCAAGACAUUGUCCGGAAGCGGCAGCUGCUGACCAUCUUCCGGGAAGGCAAGGAUGGUCAGCAGGAUGUGGAUGUGGCCAUCUUGCAGGCUUUGUUGAAAGCCUCGAGGAGCCAAGACCACUUUGGCCAAGAGAACUGGGAUCAUCAGCUGAAGCUGGCGGUGGCAUGGAAUCGUGUGGACAUUGCCCGCAGCGAGAUCUUUACUGAUGAGUGGCAGUGGAAGCCCUCAGAUCUGCACCCCACGAUGACAGCUGCACUCAUCUCCAACAAGCCGGAGUUCGUAAAGCUCUUCCUGGAGAAUGGGGUCCGGCUGAAAGAGCUUGUCACUUGGGACACACUCCUCUACCUGUACGAGAACCUGGAGCCCUCCUGCCUCUUCCACAGCAAGCUGCAGAAGGUGCUGGCUGAGGAGCCCCUGACUGGUGUGCCUGCUGCGCCCCGCCUGCAGAUGUACCACGUGGCACAGGUGCUGCGAGAGCUCCUGGGGGACUCCACACAGCCACUGUACCCCCGGCCCCGACACGGCGACCGACCUCGGCUUUCGCUGCCUGUGCCCCACAUCAAACUCAACAUGCAGGGAGUGAGCCUUCGGUCUCUCUACAAACGUUCAUCAGGCCACAUCACCUUCACCAUGGACCCAGUGCGAGACCUUCUCAUUUGGGCCAUUGUCCAGAACCGUCAGGAACUGGCAGGCAUCAUCUGGGCUCAGAGCCAGGACUGCAUUGCAGCUGCCCUGGCCUGCAGCAAGAUCCUGAAAGAGCUGUCCAAGGAGGAGGAGGAUACAGACAGCUCGGAGGAGAUGCUGGCCCUGGCAGAUGAGUACGAGCUCAGAGCCAUUGGGGUCUUCACCGAGUGCUAUCGAAAGGAUGAGGAGCGGGCUCAGAAGCUUCUCAUCCGCGUGUCUGAAGCCUGGGGGAAGACCACCUGCCUGCAGCUGGCUCUGGAUGCUAAGGACAUGAAGUUCGUGUCUCACGGGGGCAUCCAGGCCUUCCUGACCAAAGUAUGGUGGGGCCAGCUGUGUGUGGACAACGGGCUGUGGCGGGUCAUCCUGUGUAUGCUGGCCUUCCCACUGCUUCUCACGGGCCUUAUCUCCUUCAGGGAAAAGCGGCUGCAGGCCUUGAGUGGCCCAGCCCGCGCCCGUGCCUUCUUCAGUGCACCUGUGGUCGUCUUCCACCUGAACAUCCUGUCCUACUUCGCCUUUCUCUGCCUCUUUGCCUAUGUGCUCAUGGUGGACUUCCAGCCCACGCCAUCCUGGAGCGAGUGCCUCAUCUACCUCUGGCUCUUCUCCCUAGUGUGUGAGGAGACACGGCAGCUCUUCUAUGACCCUGAUGAGUGCGGGCUGAUGAAGAUGGCAUCCCUGUACUUCAGCGACUUCUGGAACAAGCUGGAUGUGGGGGCCAUCCUGCUCUUCAUUGUGGGGCUGACAUGCCGGCUCAUUCCGGCAACACUGUAUCCUGGGCGUGUCAUCCUUUCCCUGGACUUCAUCAUGUUCUGCCUCCGCCUGAUGCAUAUUUUUACUGUCAGCAAGACUUUGGGGCCCAAGAUAAUCAUUGUGAAGCGGAUGAUGAAGGAUGUCUUCUUCUUCCUUUUCCUCCUGGCUGUGUGGGUGGUGUCCUUCGGAGUGGCCAAGCAAGCCAUCCUUAUCCACAAUGAGAGCCGUGUGGACUGGAUCUUCCGAGGGGUCGUCUAUCACUCCUACCUCACCAUCUUUGGGCAGAUCCCAGCCUACAUUGAUGGCGUGAAUUUUGACCUGGCACACUGUAGUCCCAAUGGCACGGAUCCCUACAAGCCCAAGUGCCCCGAGAGUGACAUCACACAGCAGAAGCCCGCUUUCCCGGAGUGGCUCACAGUCAUCCUGCUCUGCCUCUAUCUGCUCUUCACCAACAUCCUGCUGCUCAACCUCCUCAUCGCUAUGUUCAACUACACAUUUCAGCAGGUGCAGGAGCACACAGACCAGAUCUGGAAGUUCCAACGCCAUGACUUGAUCGAGGAGUACCAUGGCCGGCCCCCAGCACCGCCCCCACUCAUCCUGCUCAGCCACCUGCAGCUGCUGGUCAAGAGGGUGGUCCUGAAGACCCCUGCCAAGAGGCACACGCAACUCAAGAACAAGCUGGAGAAGAAUGAGGAGGCAGCCCUGCUAUCCUGGGAGAUUUACCUGAAAGAGAACUACCUGCAUAAUCAGCAGUACCAGCACCACCAGCGGCCAGAGCAGAGGAUCCAGGACAUUAGUGAGAAGGUGGACAGCAUGGUGGAGCUGCUGGACAUGGACCGUCUGAAGAGGUCAGGUCCCACAGAGCAGAGGCUGGCAUCCCUGGAGGAACAGGUGGCCCAGGUGGCCAGGUCUUUGCACUGGAUUGUGAGGACCCUGAAGGACAGUAACUUUGGCUUGGCAUCAGGCAUGUCUGCCUUGGCACCAAAGGCUCCCGAUGAGCCAGAUGCUGAGCUGGCUGUCAAGAGGAAGGAGGAGGAGCCAGGUGAUGGCUACCAUGUAAAUGCUCGACAUCUCCUGUACCCCAGUUCUCCUGUCACCAGGUUUCCUGUGCCCAAUGAGAAGGUACCAUGGGAGAUGGAGUUCCUGAUCUACGAGCCUCCUUUCUACACAGCAGAGAGGAAGGAUACAGUUCUGGUGGACCCUGUGGGAGAGGACAGCGAGCCUCUGACCAAGAUCCAGUACAAUGCCCUGGAUGGACCAAUAGACCGCCGCAGCUUUCACGGGACCUAUGUGAUCCAGGAUGGGCUCCCACUGAACCCCAUGGGCCGCACAGGGCUGCGUGGACGCGGGAGCCUCAGUUGCUUUGGGCCCAACCACAUGCUGCACCCUGUGGUCACCCGGUGGAGGAGGAAUCAGGAUGGUGCCAUCUGCAGGAAAAGCAUAAAGAAGAUGCUGGAGGUGCUGGUGGUGAAGCGGCCUCUCUCGGAGCUGUGGGCCUUGCCAGGGGGCUCCCAGGAGCCAGGGGAGAUGCUGCCAAGGAAGCUGAAGCAGGUCUUGCUGCAAGAGGCCUGGCCAGAAAUGGAGGGUCUGCUGCAGCGGGGCUUGGAGGUGUACAAAGGUUAUGUGGAUGAUCCACGGAACACUGACAAUGCGUGGAUUGAGACGGUGGCCAUCAGCAUCCACUUUCCAGACCAGAAUGAUGUGGAGUUGAAGAGGCUUAACUCUCAUCUACAUGCAUGCGACCUAGGUGUGUCCAUCCGGUGGCAGGUGGUGGACAAGCGCAUCCCACUGUAUGAGAACCACAAGACCAUCCUGCAGAAGACAGCCAUUCUGUUUGGAGCCCACUACUGACCAUGACCUCUGCUGGGCCCCGGGGGACCUGUCUACUCUCUGAUCAGGGUGACACCUAUUGCCUGAAACAUGUGCUAUCCUGGACAUGUGCUGUGGCUCAGGGACCUGCCACCUCCUGAGGCCACCUGUGUCAGCUGGCACUUCUGGUAUCGGGAGGAUCCAGGCUCCUGCACAGCCUUGCAGUCCUCUCCUCCUCAGUCCUGAGGUCCUGAGUAGGGUGUCUACCCUGGAGCUUCCUGGAGAGCUGGGGGUCCUGUGGGGUCUCCAUGCCUGAGCCGUGAGGAUCUGGGGAGCUGCCCCUGACUUACCCUCAGGUGCUGGGGCCUGGCAUGGCCCCUGGCCUGGCUGGUGUGGGAACAUCUUGGGAGACCUGGCUCACUGCCCAGCUGUCAGGCUGCAGAAACACAGAUAGAGCGGCCAGCCCUGCCUAGAAGGGUGGGUGGGUGGGGUGGGGAGAUAGCAGGGACCCCUGAUCUGUAUAGGGUGACUCAUAGAAGCAGGAACCAUUGGGAGCUGUCAGACAGAAAUGAUGUAAAGCUGAGAUGUUAAAUCUUAUUAAUCUCAGGCUGGCCUGGCUGCUCCUCCAGCGCUGUCCACAAAUAAA